AUGGCUGUGGUAGUAUGGGCCAUGUCUGUUCUGUUACUGCUGGUCCUGUCUUCCCCGGGGGUCUGCUCAGCUCCCAGCGCCCAGCACCUGUGUGGCUCUCACCUGGUGGAUGCCCUCUACCUGGUCUGUGGGGAACAAGGCUUCUUCUAUAACCCCCACAGACCCCCCAGAGACCUACUGCUGCAACACCUCAUAGGGUUCCUGUCUAAGAAGAGCAGACAGGGUUGGAGGGUGAAGCAGGAACGUCCAUGGAAAGACCAGAAGGUGAAGAGAGGUAUUGUGGAACAGUGCUGUCAUAUGCCAUGUAGCUUCAGCCACCUGCAGAGCUACUGCGACUGACUGGAGUUUACUCAUAGUCUACACUCGACUGACAAGAGAGCAGACUAGCCUGGAGAGCUACUGGUGGAAGGACAUGUCAAUCUUGUAUAAAACUAAAUGUCAAAAAACUAAAUGUUUAAAAAAAAUAAAACAUGUGUAUGACCAGUAACAGACUGUUGGUAUAUUGAAGACAGUGGGUCUUUGUUCCAGUGUGGGAUGUUAUGAAGGAAAAGGAAAGAGAUACAGAUCAAGGGGUAAAAAACAGUCAGGCAAGACAAAGUGUCCAGAGUUUGAUGUGAUUGCAAUCCUAGAAUGCUCUCUACUGGCUACAGCGGAGUGUGGCUGUUGAUGUCAGGAGACGAGCAGCAUUUUGAGAAU
Messenger RNA from Salvelinus sp. IW2-2015, 696 nucleotides. RefSeq names its product insulin-like. Gene Ontology annotation, molecular function: hormone activity. The record is from RefSeq and is a predicted model, not a curated record. Lineage: Eukaryota; Metazoa; Chordata; Actinopteri; Salmoniformes; Salmonidae. Gene Ontology annotation, cellular component: extracellular region.